Drosophila innubila is the source of this 2535-nucleotide messenger RNA. RefSeq names its product branched-chain-amino-acid aminotransferase, cytosolic (gene Bcat). Gene Ontology annotation, biological process: L-valine biosynthetic process; L-leucine biosynthetic process. Gene Ontology annotation, molecular function: branched-chain-amino-acid:2-oxoglutarate transaminase activity. Bases 442 to 1773 code for a protein of 443 amino acids. The transcript is spliced from 6 exons. NCBI's taxonomy places the organism in Eukaryota, Metazoa, Arthropoda, Insecta, Diptera, Drosophilidae. Gene Ontology annotation, cellular component: mitochondrion. The record is from RefSeq and is a predicted model, not a curated record.
UGCAGAGACUCUGUGCUGUCCAGACGUACGCGUGACUAGAGAAAGAAGCUAACAAGAAAUCAAAAACCAGAGCCAAAACCAAAGACCCCAAUUGAGCAUACUAUAUAUCAUAUUAUUUUUUUUUACUUUUUAUUCUAUGCUCCCUGAACCGAUCUCUGGUUAGAAACUAAUUCGAAAACUUUGGUGAAAAGUGCAAAAAAUCAAAAAACGUGCAAGAAGAAAAUCAAAUAUAUAAAAAUACUAUAUUAUUUUUUGUACUCUUUAUAUAUACAAUUUAUAUUGGUUCUGUUGUAUAAACAUAAACAAUUCUCGCCGUGUGUGCUUACUCGCGCGGUGUGUGUGUGUGUGCCGGAAAAGUUUGAAACGCUUUUCCUUUCAUUUGUUUUUGAUAUUUUUUUCGCGCGCGAAUUCGCAUUUUAAUACAUUUACACUCUUGCAAAAAUGACGACCAAAAUGGCAAUUAAUGCAAAGGAUAUUUUCCGCAACCAGCAUCGAUUGAUACGCUUCAUCGAGCAGUCGAUACGCUUGUGCAGCAAUCAAUCCCUGAAGACAGCACAGCAGCAACAGCAAAAGGCGGCGGCAACAAGUGAUUUUGAGAUAAGCGCAUCGGUUAACACACAAUAUACAAAUGCACCGGAACCGGUCAAGCAUGACAAGGAUCUGGGAGAUAUAUUCAAGGCAUCACAGUUGUCCGUGCGAUUGGCGACACCGCAACAGUUGCAGCCCAAACCCGAUAAUGAUGAGGAACUUGGCUUUGGCAAACUCUUCACCGAUCACAUGCUAAAGAUCUACUAUCACAAGAGUUUGGGUGGUUGGCAGAAGCCGGAGAUUACGCCGCUGGAGAAUCUAGUCAUGCAUCCAGCUGCCAAAGUCUUACACUAUGCUGUCGAGCUAUUCGAGGGCAUGAAGGCUUAUCGCGGUGUCGAUGGCAAAAUUCGCAUCUUCCGACCGGACAUGAACAUGAAUCGCAUGAAUUUGGCCGCUCAACGUUCCGGUUUGCCCACAUUCGAGGGCAAGGAAUUUGUGAAAUGCCUCUCCCGUCUGCUAUCCAUCGAUUCCGAGUGGGUGCCACACACAGAAGCCGCCAGCCUGUACAUCAGACCCACCCUAAUUGGCAUCGAUCCUACGUUGGGUGUUGCUUCUUCAGACUCGGCGUUGCUUUAUUCCAUACUCAGCCCUGUGGGCAGCUACUUUAAGACGGGCGGCAAUGGCGCCGUCUCCCUGCUGGCGGAUCCCAGCUACACACGCGCCUGGCCAGGCGGUGUUGGCAAUCGCAAAAUGGGAUCCAACUAUGCACCCACCAUCAAUGUACAAAAGGAGGCCGCGGCACGUGGUCUGCAGCAAGUCCUUUGGCUCUAUGGCGAGGAUCAUCAGCUAACCGAAGUGGGCACCAUGAACAUAUUCAUGUUCUACGUGAACGAUCAAGGAGAACAAGAACUGAUUACACCUCCCCUGAAUGGUCUUAUUCUGCCGGGCAUCACACGUGACUCCAUUCUGACCAUGGCCCGCCAGUGGGGCAAAUUCAAGGUGACUGAGGGGGUGUUCACAAUGCCCAUGGUCGCCGAACUGCUGAACCAAGGACGGUUGUUGGAGCUGUUUGGCACGGGCACCGCUUGUGUGGUUAGUCCCAUCAAUCGCAUCAACUAUAUGGGCCAGGAUCUGUAUAUACCCACCAUGGAGCAGGAGAAGCCCAUACAUGAACUCAUUCGCGAAACUCUGACCGAUAUUCAGUACGGCAAGGUGGAUCAUCCCUGGUCGGUGGUGAUUGACUAAAAAUUCAAUAAGGUCAAACAUCAGCACCACUCAAACUAACCAAAAGUUGUUUGGUGGUGCAGCACAGCUGUGUAUUAGUAGGUUAUAUUGUAGUUAAAAGAAAUGGAGGAUAGUUAGAAGAAGGAUUUCUGGGUUGAAAAUAUGCUCGAAUUUUUGGUUGGUUGCAUUUAAAGAACUAUACGUAAAACGCAUAUACUGCAGAUGUAUACAUAUAUGUAUAGAGCUUACCUAACUAGCUGUAAGUUAAGGGCCGGUCUUUGCACCCAUGCUAUAUAGUUACUAUAUACAUUUAUAAUCAAUGUACGAUAUACCAUAUAUCAUUCUAAUUUCUAUUUAUUUAUAUACGCUACUUUUUUUAUAAUUUUUUGUUUUUUUUUUUAUUUGUAUUUUUUUGAGGUAUGCUAAAUUUACUUAAAUCAGUUCAGAUCAGAGGCGAUGCAAUUAUGAUAGAUUGAAUUUCAUAAAAUUUAUGAAUCACUUUUGAACGCUUUUACUUCCAAUUAGCAAAGCGAUUUACAACAUAGUAAAGUAAAUGUAAAGAAAAGCACGAAAAACCUAAAAGUAAUUUAAUUUCUAGCCAAAGUCUAAGUUCAGGAACUGCAAAAGCGCAGGUCUUAAGAAAAAAAAAAACAAAAUAACAAAAAAAUUAAAUCAAAAUAAAAUCAAAAAAAAAAAAAAAUGAAACAAAUAUUAUUUUGGAAACGUACCGGAGGCAAAUGCAUUUAUUAGUCAGUAAGUUGCCAGAGUCAUUUCUGGAAUGUU